GGUAGGGAGCUUUCAUAGAAAGCCUUCUAUUAUAAAGCACCUUAAGAAUAGAAACACAAGAUCAAGGAACCCACUCCAUCUUUUUCUGCCCCUGAGGACUAAAAGAGAACAAAAGGAAGCUCCACAUGCCCUCCUAGGAAGAUGCAUUUGCGCCUGCUGCUGUGGGCCUUCUUUCUGCCUCCCAAGGCAAGGACAGAACCCCAGCAGCACUGCCCUACCAACCCUCACCCAGAGAUAAACUGGAGCCAUUCUUUUGUGCAUCCCAUGGGCUACACGUCAGGCCUAGGAAAUAGGACUGAACAACAUCUGGAGUAAACUGAAGUCCUGUCCAUUAGCAAGCAGCCACUGUCCUAGGCAUCACAGCACUCAGGAGGGCUUCAGAAAUUGCUGGAAGCAGAAAGCUCCCCUGGGAUUUGAUUGUCCCUAGAAAUGUAUGCUGAACUCCACCUAUGAAAGGAAGAAGAAUUCAUAGACCAACACCUGCUUUCCUUCCCGUUCUCAGAAGAGGAAGUUGAGGCCCACUUCCUCAGCCCCUGCCCAGACUCAGAUCAUCCCAGGUUCCCAAAUGUCCCCCCUGGAUCUAGAGGCAUGAAACAGAUGCCCACCUGAUGGAUUCAGUGGGUGCACACAAGCAGGGUGACUUUUCCUUCAGGGGAGAUCAUCGGGGGACAUGAAUCGAAACCCCACUCCCGCCCCUACAUGGCCUAUCUUGAGUUUGUUGCUCAGGGUGUAUGGAAGAAGUGUGGUGGGUUCCUGAUAAGAGAAGACUUUGUGCUGACGGCCGCUCACUGCUUAGGAAGGCCAAUGAAUGUCACCCUGGGGGCACACAACAUUAAGAAGCAGGAGAAGACCCAGCAGGUCAUCCCAGUGAAAAGAACCAUCCCCCACCCAGACUAUGAAGAUCAUUACUUCUACAAUGACAUCAUGUUAUUGCAGCUAGAGAAAAAAGCCAAGUUGAAUGCAGCUGUGCAGCCUAUCAAGCUGCCCAGGGGCAAGGACAAGGUGAAGCCUGGGAAGGUGUGUCUUGUGACUGGCUGGGGGAGAGUGUCCCUAAAUGGCAAAUGCUCCAACACACUGCAGGAGGUAAAUCUGAAAGUACAGAAGCACCAGGUGUGCGAGCGUGAGGAAUUCUUAAAAGAGUACUACAAGAGUAGCAUCCAGAUAUGUGCGGGAGAUCCAAAGGAAAACAAGGCUUCCUUUAAGGGGGACUCUGGAGGCCCUCUUGUGUGUAACCAUGUGGCCCAAGGAAUUGUCUCUUAUGGAAAUGAAAAUGGGACACCUCCAGGCGUCUACACCAAAGUCUCCAGAUUUCUACAAUGGAUAAAGGAAACCAUGAAAAGCCACCAACUGCAGGAGACAAACUAAGGCACCUAUGGGACUAAUCUUCUCUCCAGAAACUGAGUCUAGAAUCACCCUGGAGGAGGUGCCCAGAACUGAAUAAAUGUCUCUUAGCCAUGUGGGAA
Marmota monax (woodchuck) is the source of this 1463-nucleotide messenger RNA. RefSeq names its product granzyme B-like. Gene Ontology annotation, biological process: proteolysis. Gene Ontology annotation, cellular component: intracellular membrane-bounded organelle; cytoplasm. The transcript is spliced from 5 exons. NCBI's taxonomy places the organism in Eukaryota, Metazoa, Chordata, Mammalia, Rodentia, Sciuridae. The record is from RefSeq and is a predicted model, not a curated record. Gene Ontology annotation, molecular function: serine-type endopeptidase activity. The coding region runs from base 700 to 1365 and encodes 221 amino acids.